GUUGGCCGCAGACAUUUUCCUCAGCUUCAAUGCUUUCCAGGACGCUCCUCGGCCGUCGCCUCGUCGGCGCUGCGCGCUUCUCGCGGCCUUUGCGGUCAUAUGCGACAACGACCAAGUUGCCCGCCUCCUUCACGGAAGUGACCACUCUCUCGAAUGGCCUGACGGUCGCAACCGAGGCGCAGCCCCAUGCGCAGACGGCAACGGUUGGGAUGUGGAUUGACGCUGGCUCUCGCGCGGAGACGGAGAAGAACAACGGGACUGCACACUUCCUCGAGCACCUUGCUUUCAAGGGCACGAACAGCCGCACUCAGCAGGCCCUCGAGCUCGAGGUUGAAAACCUUGGUGCCCACCUCAACGCCUACACCUCCCGAGAGCAGACCGUGUACUACGCGAAGAGCUUCCGGAAGGACGUCCCGACCGCGGUCGACAUCAUUUCCGACAUCCUCCAAAACUCGAAGCUCGAGGCCUCUGCGAUCGAGCGCGAGCGCGAUGUCAUCAUCCGCGAGCAGCAGGAGGUUGACAAGCAGCUCGAGGAGGUUGUCUUCGACCACUUGCACGCUGUUGCUUUCCAGGGCCAGGCGCUCGGCCGCACCAUCCUCGGCCCGAAGGCCAACAUCCUCUCCCUCAAGCGCGAUGACCUGUCCUCCUACAUCCAGAAGAACUACACUGCCGACCGCAUGGUUCUCGUCGGUGCGGGCGGUGUCGAUCACAGCGAGCUCGUCAAGCUCGCUGAGAAGCACUUCUCCACCCUCCCCAUCUCCAAGAACCCCAUCCCCCUCGGCCGCCUCGCUCACCCCAAGGCUGACUUUGUCGGCUCUGAGGUCCGCCUCCGCGACGACACCCUCGGCACGGCGAACAUCGCCAUCGCCGUCGAGGGUGUUGGCUGGUCUUCGCCCGACUACUUCCCCAUGAUGGUCAUGCAGUCCAUCAUCGGCAACUGGGACCGCUCGCUCGGUGCCGCGCCGCUCCUCUCCUCGCGCCUUUCGCACAUCGUCUCAGCGAACAACCUCGCGAACUCGUUCAUGUCCUUCUCGACGUCCUACUCGGACACGGGUCUCUGGGGAAUCUACCUCGUCUCUGAGAACACCACCAACCUGGACGACCUUGUGCACUUCACGCUGAAGGAGUGGACGCGCAUGUCGAUGGCGCCGACGGAGGUUGAGGUCGAGCGCGCAAAGAGCCAGCUCAAGGCUGGUCUCUUGCUCGGUCUCGACGGCACGACCGCGGUCGCGGAGGAUAUUGGCCGCCAGCUCGUCACCAGCGGCCGCCGCAUGACGCCGGAGCAGAUUGAGAACGCUGUCAACGCGGUCACCGUCGAUGAGAUCAAGCGUGUCGCGCAGAAGUACCUCUGGGAUCAGGACUUCGCGUUGGCCGCCAUCGGCAACAUCGAGGGCUUGUUGGACUACAGCCGCAUCCGCGCCGACAUGUCGUCCAUGGUCUACUAGAGUGCAUCGUAGGGGUCUUUGCGCGCACCGGUGUAUUGCAGCUAGAUGUCGUGUAGCUUCUAUAGUACACAAAAUACCUUACCACUGGCAUUGACUGAGGAAUCCCUGCUCUGAAUAGCCUGAGUGCGAG
This is a messenger RNA of Schizophyllum commune H4-8, 1575 nucleotides long. RefSeq lists its product as uncharacterized. Gene Ontology annotation, molecular function: metal ion binding; metalloendopeptidase activity. NCBI's taxonomy places the organism in Eukaryota, Fungi, Basidiomycota, Agaricomycetes, Agaricales, Schizophyllaceae. Bases 30 to 1445 code for a protein of 471 amino acids. The transcript is spliced from 4 exons. Gene Ontology annotation, cellular component: mitochondrion. The record is from RefSeq and is a predicted model, not a curated record.